Thermothelomyces thermophilus ATCC 42464 is the source of this 2082-nucleotide messenger RNA. RefSeq lists its product as uncharacterized. The transcript has 3 exons. Gene Ontology annotation, molecular function: amino acid transmembrane transporter activity. Lineage: Eukaryota; Fungi; Ascomycota; Sordariomycetes; Sordariales; Chaetomiaceae. Gene Ontology annotation, biological process: amino acid transmembrane transport. The record is from RefSeq and is a predicted model, not a curated record. Bases 38 to 1768 code for a protein of 576 amino acids. Gene Ontology annotation, cellular component: membrane.
CUCAAUUCCCUUUUCCGCCCCAGCACAGCUCUUCACCAUGUCGUCAGAAGAAAAAGGGGACGCGGGCUCCCACACGCCCGAGAAGGUGACGAGCCCGCCGGCCUUUGACGUGCGCGAGGGAGCGCUGCAGCCGCGCGACCAGGAGGACUUCUUCACGCGCAAUGGCCUCAACUUCCGCUCGUUCCAGAAGCGCGACAUCGGCGGGGGCGUGGUCGACACGCUCGACCGGUCCAUGCGGACGCGCCACAUGCAGAUGAUCUCGAUCGGCGGCUCGAUCGGCGCCGGCUUCUUCGUCGGCUCCGGCAAGGCCCUCGCCGACGGCGGGCCCGGCUCCCUCUUCCUCGACUUCCUCAUCAUCGGCGUCAUGAUGUUCAACACCGUCUACGCCCUCGGCGAGCUCGCCGUCAUGUACCCCGUCUCCGGCGGCUUCUACACCUACUCGACCCGCUUCAUCGACCCCUCCUGGGGCUUCGCCAUGGGCUGGAACUACGUCAUGCAGUGGGCUGUCGUCCUGCCCCUCGAACUCACCGUCUGUGCUAUGACGGUGCAGUACUGGAAUCAAGAGAUCAGUGUCGCUGUCUGGAUUACGGUCUUCUUCGUCGCCAUUCUGAUCGUCAACGUCUUUGGUGCCCUGGGCUACGCCGAGGAGGAAUUCUGGUCAUCGGUCCUCAAGCUGGGCGCCAUUGUCGUCUUCAUGAUCCUCGCCUUCGUCCUGGUCCUCGGCGGCGGUCCCGACGGCAGUCGCUACGACCACUACUCGGGCGCCCACACCUGGUAUAACCCCGGUGCCUUCGCCCACGGCUUCCGCGGCUUUUGCAGUGUCUUCGUCACGGCCGCCUUCUCCUUCUCGGGUACCGAACUGGUCGGCCUCGCCGCGGCCGAGGCCAGGAACCCGCUGAGGUCGCUCCCCGGUGCCAUCAAGCAGGUCUUCUGGCGUAUCACCCUUUUCUACAUCUUGGGUCUCUUCUUCGUCGGCCUGCUGAUCCCGCACGACGACCCGAGGCUACUGGGCUCGGAGAACGCCAAUCCCUACGUCGACGUGGCCGCCUCCCCCUUCGUCCUGGUUGGCUAUUAUGCCAACCUCAAGGGCUACGACUCGUUCAUGAACGUCAUCAUCCUGGUCUCGGUGCUCUCCAUCGGCGUGUCGGCCGUCUACGGCGGCUCCCGCACCCUCACCGCGCUCUCCCAGCAGGGCUACGCCCCCAAGAUCUUCAGCUACAUUGACCGCUCCGGCCGCCCGCUCUGGUCCGUCGUCGCCAUCUUGGCCUUUGCCCCGCUCGCCUACGUCAAUCUCCACUCGGACGGCCCUACCGUCUUCGCCUGGCUGCAAGCCUUGUCCGGCCUCGCCGCCCUCUUCACUUGGGGCUCCAUCUGCCUUGCUCACAUCCGCUUCCGCAGCGCCUGGGCCAAGCAGGGCCGUAGCCUUGAGGAGAUCCCCUUCCGCGCCGUCGGCGGCGUCUACGGCUCCUACCUUGGCCUCGCUCUUAACAUCCUCACCCUCCUCGCUCAGCUCUUUGUGGCCAUUUGCCCCGUCAAAGGCGGUACCAACGACGCCGAGGGAUUCUUCCAGUCGUACCUGGCCCUCCCCGUCGUCAUUGUCUUCUGGAUCGGCGGCUUCCUGUGGAAGCGCACCGGCUGGCUGCGCCUCGACCAGAUCGACCUCGACACCGGCCGCCGCGAGCUCGAUUGGGACGCCAUCAACGCCGACCGCGCCAAGCUUGCGGCCAUGUCGCCGAUCAAGAGGAUGUUCUAUACCUUGUUUGUUUAAACACGCAAUCUCGUUUAUUUUGGUCGGUUCCGGGGUCAGUGGGGCACGCAUCGUCUCGGGCAGGGAUGUGUGUGUGCCAUGAUGAUUUGAUGAUCGGGGCUCGGUUGGCCUGCUUUGUUGGGCGGUAGUUAUGACUCGGCCUUGUCAUGUCUGUCGCUGGCAGGGCAAGCGGCAAAAAAACGCAAUGAAAAUGGGUGUGGCGGUGUGGGAGUGUUGAUCGGUAUUUUUCAGCGGUGGGGAUCGUGAUGCUACGUUAGUUAUUUGAUACCAAUGUUGGAAUGAAUUGAUCGGUGGCUUUGCCCGUUCACCCCCAA